Molecule: messenger RNA, 5150 nt
Organism: Pecten maximus
Lineage: Eukaryota; Metazoa; Mollusca; Bivalvia; Pectinida; Pectinidae
Exons: 5
Coding region: 1174-2397 (407 amino acids)
Source: RefSeq, a predicted model, not a curated record
CAACCGAGUCUGGUAUUGAAGAUGUCUACUAUAUUUAAUCUUUAUGUAUUGUACAAAAAAACUUAUCAGCCAAAGGAUAAUUCAUGACAAUGUCCAGAUAUUGAUCAACGAUUCUUAAAUCACUGCAUGACAUUAUAUUCAUACGUUUUACCUGUUAUGCGAAACAAAAAUAGAAGAAAAAUUGAAAGAAAAAUACCAUGGUUAGUAACUUGUUUUGCCCGAUAACGUUCAUCCUGCUUUACAUAACCGCAUAAACAUGGCUGUUCAGUUGUAUGUGGUUAAAGACAAACUUCAGGAUCAUGUAAAUGUCAAAUCCAGUGAUAUUUUACAAGCUUAUAAAUCACUAUUCUGUUGCAACUUAACAAAGUAGUUUGAUUGAUUGUUGGUAUGUAUCAUGGCUAACAAUAGGUAUUGCUGAUAUUUGAUUUGUUUAGCUGCCUGCUAAUUUCGCCAAAACAUACUUUAAAUGCAAGUUUCAGGAGAGCACAGUAAGCUCAUGUUGAUAACGUAUAUUGUACAAAAUAACCACGCUUUUGUGUUCACAAGUGUCUAUAGCAGGUAGUACAGACAUUUGUUUAACCGAAAAUUGACUUAAUAGAAGCAUAAACAUUGGUUUUGUUUCGACCUUGAGAUGCAAAUGGAGGCUGUGAACAAUAUCACACAAAUAUGACAUAUAGGGAGGCAUUUCAAUCAUCAAAAUCAUGCUCUUCUUAGACACUAUGCACAAACUAAACAGGAAUGUUCAGGAAAAUUAGUUCAACCACACAGCUUGAAAGAAAAUAUUCAGAUUUAUGAAAUUAGCUCCGAACUCCACAGUUUCAAAAUGUCUCGAAAACAUAAUCAGGCCUCUUUAUAGUAUUGAAUAGGGACAUUCUUAUUCAUUGAAAUGCCUCCCUAUAUGCCAAAUCGAUGCAAUAUAACUGAUAAUAAAUACUCAGUAUAAUUAAUUGUAAAUGUGAACGUCAACUGCUGUGUACCUCGGAAGCCGUGAUCGCAAAUGUAUUUGCAGAAAUCGUCAAUCCAGCAUCAGCUGCAGACCAGUGGCUUCGAGGAUAAAUGAAAGAAAUUGCUUCUGGGGUAUUGUAUCGCUUUGAAUUUGGUUCCCGGUUCUUGUUAUUAUUCCUGUAAGCGAAUGAUAUUUAUUUUGCCAAUAUUGCUCGUUACAGAGAACACAUGGCAAAAGUAAAUCCAGCAACGAAGUCGAUGCAGGUGGAUGAUGAAGAUUCACAAAAUGAAUCUGAAAAAGAGGACGGCGCUGAGAAUCGUGAAAAUCUGAAAAAGAAAAGACCAAAUCUGUUUAAUAAAUAUUACUCGAACAGAAGUGUUGAAACAGAACUCGACCACCUAAGCGAAAAGGUGAAACAAUUAAAGACAGAGAAAAAGAUUUACAAAGAAGGUAUAAAAUGGAUUCUGACGAAAGUCGGCAACCAUACUAUUGCCGAUUCUGUCGUCACUGGAAACGGCAAUGUCAUUAUAGAUGGCAAAGACGGAAAACAGGAGGAUUUGAAGAAAAUAAUGACCAAGCAUUUCACUAAGGUCACCGAGGAACAUGCCACCAUUUCAGAGGAAUUAGCGAGGUUUAAGAAUAUCGUCGACAUGUCCUUAAAGAGUCUCGAACGUAUGGGUAAGAGAAGUGACAAGAAACUCGGGUCAAUUUUGGAACUUUUAGAAUUGACCAUGUCGUCUGAUGAACAUUUUACCGAUAGCAAAAUUGAACAGGCACUUCUGGCGAUAGAGAAUUGGACUGCAGAAAGCAAGCGCAAGCUAUCUGAUAUGUACAAGGCAAAAAUCGACCAAGCUCCAAAGGAAGCACUUUCUACAAUACAGUUCAUCGCGUCAAAAUCCGUGGACCCCGACAGUCGCAGAACGUUACAGAAACUUUUCGACAUCGAUCUUCAUGCACUGGAAGACGACCCAUCCGACCAAGACAUGUGCUUUCGAGGAUUGCUGUUUUGGCGACAAAAAGAUAUAGAAAAUAACAAUGCCGAACAUCUGAAGAAACUUUUAGUGAAUUUAGACAAGGCCACUCUAGAACAACGAAAGCAAGACUCAGAAUCUAUAUUGAAGUUGAAGGUUAGCGACUUGAGUGGGAUGGAUGGGACUGGAGAAGAUAACACCAAAGGAAUGAAUAGAGAUAUCAAGGAGAUCUUGGAUCAUGUUAAAAGUAUCUCACAUAAGCUGGCAACCACAGAACGUCGUGACAUCUUAGAGAUUAUGCAACAAGAUGAUUCGGCAGAAGCUCCACGUCAAACACAGCAGUUUGCAGAUGUGCAUAGACGUGUUCGUUCACUGUCAGUUGGGAAAUCAAGUCCUCCAAAGAGAAGUAGAACCAGACAGGAAAGUUGCAGUGACUGUGACAUGGUGAUAUACUCCAGGGAUGCUGAGAGAAAAAAGUAAAAGUGAACGUAACGCUCGGAUUAUUGAUAAUGUGAAGAUAUUAACCAGAUAUAUAUCCGUCGCUGUCAUUUUCUUAUUAUCUUAUCAAUAUACGCCUUAUGAACAGGCAAAAUAUUUUUUUUCAUAUCACAUUAUUUCACAAGUUAUAGCAUAGUAAUACAUUUCAUUACACUUUGAGAGAGAGCGAAAUAUCGAAGAUUAUUCAUUCUACAAAAUUGAAAUUUUUCAUUAGUGAAAAAUAUCACCUUUUCUCUGAUUUAACCUGUCAAAUCACUUUCAAUAACAACGAAGAACUUUAAAACUGUCCUAGUUCAUUUCGCUAUAAAAUGUAAUAAACAGAAACUCCUAAAGAGUAUUCAGUAUUCACUCGUGUGGCUGAUUCUGAUACGCAAUAGUGAAAAAUAGCAAUAUAUUUGUCCCACUCGUGAAAUGUAUUUGAUAUUUCUGAACACUGUUAGAUAUCCUCUAUACAUGUUGGUAUACAGUAGCUGAAUCACUAAUAUUUCUAAUAACUCUUUCCUUUAAUAAUUCCUCAUUUGUCAGACGUCAGGCUGAACUAUGGAUGGUUUGAAUACAAUUGCAGUGGAAGGGGAGACAACCACUUCUAGAACAAUGACAAAAAGACUAGCAUAUACAUAUAUAGUGUACAAUAUCAUAAAAUACAUUGAGGAUGUCUAACAGUGUCUUCGAUAAUACCUAAUAUAUUUCACGAGUGUGGCUAAUAUUUUGUUAUUUUUCAUGAGUGCGCAAUAAACCGGUCCAGCAUUUGAUUUUCCCAAUUGUCGUUUGCAAGUAGUGUUUUGAUUGGUCAAGUCUGAAAAAUGAUAUUUUUCGCUAGUGCAAAUAUCGCUUUUAUAGAAUAAAAUGUUUUUCGAUAUUUCACUGUUAAAAUGUAAUAAAUUCAAAUACUUUUUAUUAAUAGGUAGUGUGUCAAUUAUUCUUUGUGUAAGAAUUCACUGACGUCACCAUUUGACACAGUGGUUGGCUAUUUUACACUUAACCAUUAUCAUUAGAAUGGUUAUUUUCGUCAGUGAUUUCAUUUUAUUUUUCACGUUUGAUGUUUCAGACUAUUUAAUAUGAACAAUACAACUGACUAUAGAGUAAAUGUUACACUAACAAGAUAUUAGCCUGAUUCCGUCAGAUCAAACUAACGAUUGACAUAUAUAUAUGUGUGAAUAAAUCCACAGUCGUUUUAAAGUAUAUGGUGCUUUUAGUUUUAUCAUUAAUCUACAUAGAUGACUUAACGCUAUUGUUUUCCGGUUCCUUCUCGCUGUGUACUAUAUACAUGUUAAUUGCUCUAAUAUCAAUUACCUCGCUCGGCGAUAAUACCUGGCUUUGUUAUACGUAAGGCGAUUAAGCGAUAUAAAUACAAUAGACAACACUACACAAGUCGUUUAUCCGAUAUCAUAUACUUCGGAACGUGAUUAACACCACGUUAAAUGUUUAUUGUUAGAAAAUCUUUGAUUAUCAUCGGGGUCUUUUACACAAUUGGUGCCAGCGACGGGGUUUGUAAAAGGUAUAUUUUCGUGCGAUUUUCGGUGUUUAUUGAAGUUUAACAUCAGUCAAGGUACUACGGCUCGAUAGAGCAUUGAUUAUACGGUAAUUAGUCUGACAUGUAAUUAAGGUUCAAUUAACGUGAAGUCAUCACGUCAAUGGAAAAUGUUCGUGGAUCAUUUAUCUGAUAAAAAAUAAGGUUUGGCUGUCUACUAUUGUUCAUGAGAUCACGAACAGCGUUGAUCAGUUUAACACCGUACAGAAGGCUACCCACCGUCAUUAAGUACAUUUAUGUUUUGCGUAUGUAUAUACAUUUUGAAAAGCUAAAAUAUUAUUUUCUAUAUAUUUUUUUUUAAUUUCGUUUUUGUAAUCACAUCAGUGCUGUGAAAGGCGAUACCAGGUAUUUAGCAGGUACAGCUUCCCGAGAUAUAAUUUGAGAAGUAGGAAGAUGAUGUUGGUGUUAACUUGGAUUUAAAUCUCAGAUGGUAAUGGUUAUAUAUUUGAUUUUUUUUAUAUAUAUAUGUGGGUGUAUUUGAUGAAUGAACUUUCGCUUGCUUAAUAAUUGCAGAAAUGCAUUGUCAAAUUCAAGUGAUUUGAAUUUCUAGUAUCGCUGAUGAAAUGACGUUAACAUUAUUAAUUCAUAAACUGAACAAGAAACUUGGUUUGAGAAUAGACGAUUGAGCAUGAUAAUGGUUCCAUGAAUAGGGUCCAGGUAUUCCGUAAGGGUAUUCCAGAACACAUGGUCCCAUGUUUAUAGAACCAUUUUCAUACUAAAGCAUGUAUUGUUCCAGCAUAGUGACUCGUUCAAUUUAUGAAUUAAUAAUGAAAUUAUUUUGUCAGUUUUUUCGGGACAAAAUUGAAAAUAAAGCCAAACACAAUGCUAUGUUUACUUUGACUUUAUGAUGAUUUGCCGACUAACUUACAAGAACGUUAGUUUGAGCAUACAAUCCAUGAAUGGACAUCAAGACGGUUUCAUGACGUUUGCAUGCAAAUCCUUAUUAUUUAUUCGGUUUUUCCCAAUUCUGCCGGGAUUAUAGUUAUGGUUCCAUUUUAAUGUUGUAUUCGGUUUUCUUUGACGGGAUUAAGCUAUGUACGGUCAGUAAUACCAAUCAUAGUCAAAUGACUGUGUAUAAUAGGACUGUACAUCAUUGUCCAAUCAGACAGCUCGAUACAAAAAUACAUGGUUUAUGCAAAUAUUGUUAGCUUUUUAAUUUGUCUUGUUGAAUCUGAAAGUCAUAAAAUGUAAUAAACAUUUCAUA